AAGGGGCACGUCAGCCUUGUGAUUGCGGAUGACGAGACGGUGCGCUCACUUAACGCCGAGUAUCGUGGGCUUGAUAAGACGACAGACGUGGGGGAAUACUACGGCGAGGGGGAUGCGCCAACGGAAUGGUCGGCAGACGAUGGCUUUGUACUGCCACCGGGCGAGUCCGCCGGACUCGGCGAGGUGAUAGUGUCGUACCCCCAGGCAGUGAGGCAAGCGCAGCAGGCAGGACAUUCCAUCGAACGCGAACUUGCUCACCUGAUUACGCACGGGAUACUGCAUCUGAUGGGGCAUGACCACAUGGAUGAUGACGAAGAGCGCGAGAUGAACGCCAGGGAACGCAGCGUUGCGGAGCGGUUGGCGUUGUAG
Molecule: messenger RNA, 369 nt
Organism: Geodia barretti
Lineage: Eukaryota; Metazoa; Porifera; Demospongiae; Tetractinellida; Geodiidae
Source: the annotation of a GenBank genome assembly